Molecule: messenger RNA, 1647 nt
Organism: Mesorhabditis belari
Lineage: Eukaryota; Metazoa; Nematoda; Chromadorea; Rhabditida; Rhabditidae
Source: the annotation of a GenBank genome assembly
AUGGCGCAGAGAGUUCCCAAAUCUGGAUAUGCUCGCUUCCUAAAAGAGGGCGCUCAGCAUUUCAAAGGAACUGAUGAGGCUGUGAUCCGAAAUAUCGAUGCUUGCGUUGAGUUGGCAUCGCAAUUGCGAUCGGCUUAUGGACCAAACGGUAUGAACAAGAUGGUGAUCAAUCACAUCGAGAAGCUCUUUGUGACAAAUGAUGCGGCCACAAUUUUGCGUGAAUUGGAUGUGCAGCAUCCAGCAGCUAAAAUCAUCAUCAUGGCUUCGCAGAUGCAGGAAAAGCAAGUUGGAGACAACACGAAUACGGUUGUUAUCUUGGCAUCGGCUCUUCUUGAACAUGCUAAUGUGUUGAUCAACAUGGGAUUAACGCCACAAGAAGUUGCCGCGGGAUACGAGCAAGCCGCUGAAAAGGCUCUUGAGAUUCUUCCCGAGCUAGUCAUCGAUGAAGCAAAGGAUUUCAAAGAUUUGGACAAAGUCAAGCAAUUGAUCCGGUCAGCGAUCACUUCAAAGCAAUACGACAAUGAAGAUAUCAUUGCUGAUCUGGUAGCAAAGGCGUGUGUAAUCACUGUGCCGGCGAACAGCUACAAUUUUAACGUUGACAAUAUUCGCAUUUGCAAGAUUCUUGGUUCCGGUGUUUCUGCCUCUCAGGUGAUGAACGGAAUGGUUUUCAAGCGAGGAGCCGAAGGAAACAUAAGACAAGCUUCUAACUGUCGAGUGGCCGUUUUUACUUGUCCGUUCGAUCUAACGCAAACGGAAACAAAGGGAACUGUGCUAAUUGAAAAUGCCGACGAGUUAAUGGGCUAUGCAAAGGGUGAGGAGACCGAAGUUGAGGCUCAAGUGAAGGCUCUUGCUGAUCUUGGUGUAAAUGUGGUUGUCGCUGGUGGAAAGUUUGGCGAUCUUUAUCUGCACUUUUUAAACAAGUACAACAUUAUGGGCGUUCGACUAACUUCAAAAUUCGACAUGAGACGUUUGAGCAAAACACUUGGAGCCCAAGCGCAAGCCCGAAUUUGUGCUCCACCGGUCGACUUGCUGGGACAAUGCGAUGAGGUAUUCGUGAAGGAAAUCGGAGAUGAAUAUGUGACCGUAUUUGACAAGAAGGGAGAGAAAGGACAAGUCGCUACAAUUAUCAUUCGUGGCUCUUCUCAAUCACGUAUUGACGAUGUUGAGCGUGCAAUUGAUGACGCUGUCAAUACUUACAAGGCGCUGACAAAGGAUGGCAAGGUUGUGGUUGGAGCAGGAGCUGUUGAAAUUGAACUUGCGUCACAAAUCGAAAAGUGGGGAGACAAAUGCCCGGGUUUGGAGCAAUACGCGAUCAAAAAAUUCGCUUCAUCUCUUGAAACUCUCCCCAAGUCCCUUGCUGAGAAUGCCGGCCUAGAUGCGAAUGAAAUUUUGAAUAAGCUUUAUGCUGCACACGAGAAAGGCGAGAAGAACUGGGGAGUCGACAUCUUUAAUCGUGGCGUUUUCGACGCUAAAGAAGCUAACAUCUAUGAUCUCUAUGCUGGCAAACGAAGCGCCAUCAAACUUGCCACCGAUGCAGCCGCAACAAUUCUCAAGGUGGAUCAAAUCAUCAUGAUGAAACAAGCAUCUGGUGGCCCGAAACCUCGCCCGCCAAAACCACAAGAUGAGGAAGAUGCUGAUGGAAUGGCC